AUGUCAACAGAGGAUACUAUGCAGACCGAUCCACCCUGUCAUGUCGUCAAGCUCAAAGAAUUAUUUGAAAGAGCGGAGUUCAGUGACGUCACUUUUGAAGCCUCUGAUGGGAGUAAAGUUCCUGCACAUCGCAGCAUAAUCUCCAUGUGGUCUCCUGUGCUGAAAGCCAUGUUCGACAGUUCAUUGGUAGACGGCAACAAGAAUUCAGUUGUGAGGAUAAGUGACAUGGAUGGCUCCACGCUAAGGCGGCUCCUUUCCUUUAUGUAUGGUUUUGAUGUCAACCUUUCUCCAGAGUCGGUUAAGGAUGGGCUUGCUGUGCUAGAAGCUGCGCACAAAUAUGAUGUUGCUGAGUUGAUGAGCAUUAUGGACACAAAAUUAUGCGAGAUGGAGGUUGAGGAUGAAGCCCUUGUUGAAGUUCUCAAGAUUGCUGAUCGAGUUGGUGCAGAAAAGACCAAGCUAGCCAUUUUUAAUCACAUAGUGGAUGACUUUGAUCAAGCACAGAGUCAAAAACUUGUGCAGGAUAUGAUAUUAAGCUCUGAUCAUCAUGACCGAGAGCUUGCAGCUGAACUUGUCGGCAUUGUAUGGCGUACAUAUGUUAUCGAGGAGUAG
Messenger RNA from Closterium sp. Yama58-4, 609 nucleotides. NCBI's taxonomy places the organism in Eukaryota, Viridiplantae, Streptophyta, Zygnematophyceae, Desmidiales, Closteriaceae. The record is from the annotation of a GenBank genome assembly.